Messenger RNA from Hydatigera taeniaeformis, 3675 nucleotides. The record is from the annotation of a GenBank genome assembly. NCBI's taxonomy places the organism in Eukaryota, Metazoa, Platyhelminthes, Cestoda, Cyclophyllidea, Taeniidae.
AUGACUUUGCGAUCAGCUGACAAUGUUGCUUGCAUGUCCGCACGGCAUGCGUGGACGCACGCACGCGCACACAGUAUUCGCCCUGUGGCGAUUCGACGCCAGAUCGUCACUGCUAUUCGACGGGCGUUUGGAGGUUGGGUUUCUGUUUGGUCUGGUAUUUGUAGUUCCCUUGCCGUCCCACCAACCGGUCUCGUCUCAACACCUCACCGUGAUUGUUGCCUUCGCUUGAGGACGGUAUGCUUUUUUGUGAAAGUACCCUUACGCAUUCAUCUCAUGCAUGAAAAACAUGAAUCUCUGAAAAGCUUUGUGGUAGCUUCGAAGAUGCUCAAACAAAUGCUAAAGUUACGUGACCUCAUCGUUCUGAUGAUCGUGGUCUGCGUGUCAGCGAACUCGGACGGCGGUCUGAAUCGAACACGGCGACAGGCCUCGGCCAUGUUUACCAUAGGAGCCGUCCUUGACUCGCUGGACCAUGGAACGGAACAGGCCAUACUUAGCGGCCUUCAGACUGUGAAGAUGAUCUACUCCAAGGACGAUAGCCGUGGUCAGUCGCCCAUUAAACCGACAGUCAUCUGGAUUCCCAAGGAAAAGUUCCUUACCGCAACUAAUGAUGUCUGCGAAUUACUCAAGACGGGAGUAGUGGCCUUUGUGUCGCCGCCCGAUCCACUGAUCCGUCAGUCAGUGCGGAUGGUCUCCAAACAAUUUCACAUCCCCAUAAUCGAGACGCAUUGGGACACCGACCGCUCCAAUAGCCGAUUCGCCAUCAACAUCCAUCCUUCGCAUGACGCUUUCGGGGAAGCCAUCUUCGAAUACCUCUCCAGUUACUCCAAAUGGAAUCACGUGGUACUUGUUUUGGCUGACUAUGGAAGUAGUGAAAUGCGCACGGAUUCAUCUGAUAACGCAGCAGCAGCAGCAGCAGCAGUGGCAGUAGCAGCGGUUAUGAUCGUUUUACUAGGCUACGAGUUCAACAUAACAUGUAUAAAAUCAGCCCUUUCCGCAUCUCUCACCGACGCCACGCAUCUCAAUUGCUUCGGCACAACUUCAAACUUGGACAUAGUAAAGCACACGGCAUGGCUGAACAACUUUGAGGGCACUUUGGUCAUCCGGACGCUUGGAGCAGAUCGUUCCAAAUGGAAAGCUAUUGUGGCCGAAUUGGCGAGCAUCGAUGUGCGCAACUUUUUACUCGACAUCCCCUACUGGUAUGCCAAGGACUUCCUGGUUUUGGCGUAUGUGCACAACAUGACCGGAGAACAGUACAACUACGUCUUCACUGACUGGGCAAGUUUUCUGGUUACAUUAGCUUCCUCUUUCAUUUAUUUUGAGGAUACUCACCUUCUGGACUUGAGUGCCUUCAAGAUAUGCGAGGGGGCGAGCAUAUCAACCUUCGCUAUUACGCCCAACGUCGGUGUCCACGAGCCAUACGGACGAGGACCAUUUGUCGAGAAUCUGCGCUCCACAAUAAACAAAAUCGAGCGAGCACAAAGGUACUCGGACAUCCUUCCCUUCCUAACGGCAUCAGCGUCACUCAUCUACGACUCAAUGCUUUUGUUCGGCCUAACACUCAUGAUUCAUAAGGACGCCAUUUCGGCACGACCGGGAGUGCUGACCUGUGACAGCGAGGAUGCUGUUUGGUCGCAUGGAGAGCAGUUGGUGCGGGAGGUUAAAGCCUUUAAUUCAACAAAACUUCCUACAAUAACCGGCCAGAUCCUCUUUGAUCGUCAGGGCUAUCGGUCGAAUUUCAACAUGAGUAUCCUUAGUCUGCAGAACUCAGGACUACGGGAGAUUGGCUACUGGACUCAGAGAGAUCGUUUGCAGAUUACCCAUCCAAUAAAAAAGAAAAAGAAGAUUCCAAAGAAGCCGCUUACAGCAGUCACCCUCAGGGUAACAACUGUUCCGGAUACACCAUUUGUAAUUCCAAAAAAAUUUGAUGCCUACGGUCAGCCUCUGAAGACUCCAGAUGCGUGGGAGGGCUACUGCGUUGACCUACUCAACCUCAUCUCUCAGGAUGUCGGCUUCAACUACACCAUCGACAUCACAAUGGAUCACUAUGGCUCGCGUCACGUCAACGAGUCGGGCGAGGUCUACUACAACGGCAUUGUUGGCGUGGUGCACAGAGGCGAAGCUGAUAUGGCCGUGGCAGCUCUGACGAUUACGUACGAGAGGGAGCAAGUUCUGGACUUCAGCACACCCUUCAUGACCCUCGGGGGCAGUCUCCUUUUCAUGCGACCAAAAACUCAAAAGCCCUCAAUCUUCUCCUUCCUACAGCCACUUUCACCCACCGUGUGGGCUUACGUGAUAACGACCUACAUAGUUGUCUCCGUUGGGCUCUUUCUGGUUGCACGUCUCAGUCCUUACGAGUGGCAAAAUCCACAUCCCUGCGAGGCCUUCUCGGAGGAAAAAGAAAAUCAAUUUACGGUUCUUAGCAGUUUCUGGUUCUUCAUUACACCUCUCCUCAAUCAAGGUACGGAGAUGGCUCCGCACUCCAUAUCCACACGACUACUGACGGGCAUCUGGUGGUUCUUUGCCCUGAUCCUAAUCUCCACCUACACAGCUAACUUGGCGGCCUUUUUGACUGUCGACACAACCGAACUGCCUAUUGAGAGCGCGGAAGACCUCGUGGCUCAGACCAAGAUUAAGUACGGUACGCUGCAAUCUGGAUCCAGUCACGACUUCUUUAAGGUGCGCCAAAGCUGCUCGUCGUCUUUUUGUGCUGCUCCUAAUGUCACUGUCGACACUGUCGUUGCCACUGUCGUUGAGGCAAACAGUGGUCAAGUGAUGCACUACUCCAGGAUCCCAGUCUUUCAAAGGAUGUGGGAGUUCAUGUCGAAAAACGAUGUUUUUGUGCAGAACACCGAGGAGGGCAUUGAGCGUGUUCUUAAGGGCGACUACGUCUUCGUCCUCGAGUCAUCGUGGAAUGAGUUUUACAACAAACGCGAUUGCCGCCUCAUGCAAAUCGGUCGCCUACUAGACUCCAAAGGUUAUGGCAUUGGGCUGCAACAAGGUUCACCAUAUCGCGAUCCGAUAUCUGAGUCGAUUUUGAAGCUGCAGAAGGCUCAGACAUUGGACCAAUUGAAACGAAAAUGGUGGACUGAGUUCAACAUCUCUGAGCCCUGUACCAAUAACAAGGAGGGUAGCAAAGAGGCCAAACCCCUCGGCAUCGAACAGGUUGGAGGCGUUUUUGUCCUCCUCAUCAUUGGCUUCUUCUGGGCUUUCAUUGUCUCCGUUAUCGAAUUCUGCGUGCACAAUAAAGCAUGUAUGAAAUCACAGGUAAUAAGGGGAGCACUUUUCUCCGAAAUGUGGAAGGAGUUAAAAUUUGCAAUGCGUUGCAUGACACCUUCAACUCGAACCAAGUCCUCUACCCCUGUGAUUCACGAGCCAACGCCUGCUUCAAUAGCAGUGGCUCCCGAGAAAAUGGAGCAGGAGACCGUAGAGCCGGUAUCUGUCCAGUCACAAGACAUGCUAACUGUGCCGAUAGCUGAGUCUAAUGAGGCUCUGCUAUGCUCUAAUGCUGGCGAUACUUCAUCAAGUGGCGCAAGCAGUGUGAGAGAUACCUAUCCGUCACCACCACUACCUCCUCCGAACCCCUCCAGUUCUCCUUGGUCUCAUUUGAAUAAUUUUCAGAAAAAAUCGCCAUCCAUGGGUGAGGACUGGUGGACAAUCAGUCAGAGCGCAGUGUGA